AUGAAACACUCUAUAAUUGUUGAAAUCACAGGAAAAAUUAUGAUGAAAACGUUCGGACUUAUUUUGUUUUUCUCAUUGUCUCAAUCCGAAUACCUUUUUAGGCCAAACUUGCCUAUGGGAGAAUAUAAAUUGGUGUAUAAUAAACUAUAUCAUUGUGAACCAAAAAAAAACAAUCCAAUUCAAUUGAAUUGGUUUAUUAGUAAAAAGACAUCUAGCAUAACGGAGUUAAAAGGGAAUCUAACAUUUAUGAGACCUCUUGACGAUACUCUUAUACUUGAUAUUAACUUUGCAUCUUGGGGUUCAACUGGUGGUUGGAUACCAAAUUCAAAUAUCAUCAAAUCAAAAAAAGCAUUUAGUAGUGUAAAAUAUUUGUUUGGUAAUGGUUGGAUUAUACUUGCCAAGGGUUUUAAUAUGACAUCAGAUAGCUGUCCAGUACCAGUGGGUACAUAUAUUACAUCAGGGGUUGACUUUAAGAAAUUAGAAGAUAAUAACUUUCCCAAAGUAUAUUUUUAUGGAAAAUAUAAGAUUUCGAUUAGCUUUAAAAAUGUAGAAAAUGAAGUAGUUGGCUGCACAGUUGCGGAGGUUAAUUUGAUACGACCGUGGGAAACACCAAUUUGAUUAAAUUAUUCUAAAUAAUAAUUAAAGUUAUUGACUUAUUUUAGAACCAUAAAAUAUACAACAUUUAUUCUUUUC
Metopolophium dirhodum (rose-grain aphid) is the source of this 693-nucleotide messenger RNA. RefSeq lists its product as uncharacterized. Bases 1 to 618 code for a protein of 205 amino acids. The record is from RefSeq and is a predicted model, not a curated record. The transcript has 4 exons. NCBI's taxonomy places the organism in Eukaryota, Metazoa, Arthropoda, Insecta, Hemiptera, Aphididae.